This is a messenger RNA of Andrographis paniculata, 2775 nucleotides long. Its product is annotated as E3 ubiquitin ligase PARAQUAT TOLERANCE 3-like. Gene Ontology annotation, cellular component: nucleus. Gene Ontology annotation, molecular function: zinc ion binding; nucleic acid binding; ubiquitin protein ligase activity. Bases 180 to 2447 code for a protein of 755 amino acids. The record is from RefSeq and is a predicted model, not a curated record. Gene Ontology annotation, biological process: mRNA processing; protein ubiquitination; ubiquitin-dependent protein catabolic process. The transcript is spliced from 16 exons. NCBI's taxonomy places the organism in Eukaryota, Viridiplantae, Streptophyta, Magnoliopsida, Lamiales, Acanthaceae.
GCCCCCGACCCCGUCCACAGCCGUUUUCUUCUAUUCUUCUCGUCUCUUUGCAAUUGCACGCCACGCCAACAACACAACACUAAACUAAACCCGAAAGCCCCAACGCCGAAGCGCAGCCGGCUGAAAACCCUCUCACCCCUUCCCACCUCACCGAUGAUCUGAGGGCAAGCUUCCCAGCCAUGUCUAUUCAGUUCAAGUUCAGGAGUUCGGUCAAUUUUGAGACGUUGGACAUUGAGAAUCGCCCCUCGAUUUCUGUCGGGGAGUUGCGGGCUAGAAUUUUGCGCGGAAAAUUCUCUCAACAACAGCAAGGGUUCGAUCUCGUCUUUUCCGAUGCGCUUUCCGGGAUAGAGUACAAGGGGGAUGAUUCCCUGAUUCCGAGAGGAUCCAGCGUGAUUGUUAAGAGAGUUCCCGGCGGAACUCAGCCAUUGCCCCCAUCGGCUGUACCAUCUAUUCAAGCUGUAAAGGAUGUAGAGAGGAAAGAGUUCGGCAAUCUGUGUACUCCAAGUGGGCCAAAGGACGAAUUGGAUAUCUUGGGUGUUGAUCCCAUGCCAGAAUCAAACUUCCUUGAUUUCAAUUUUGCAUCCGACAAAGAUAAUUUUGAGGGCAAUGAGAAUGAUGGUAUUUGUGGUUCGAGGUUAGGAUGUCAGAAGCUAAAUUCAUGUAAAUCCAAUCAAGAAAUUCUGCAAGGUUCUAAUCAAUGUCAAAAUGUGAGGAAUGUGUUACCGAAAGUUGAUGAACAGAAGGAGUUGAAAAAGCUGUCUCCACCCAAUGCACUGGAUGCCCAAAAUAAUAAUCUUCCAUUAGAGCUGAAAUGUACACUAUGCAACACAUUCUUCAAGGAUGCUGUGAUGAUACCUUGUUGCCAGCAUAGUUUCUGUGAAAAGUGUAUUCGUCAAGUGCUUAUUGACCGGAGGAUAUGUCCAAAGUGCUCUUCAAACAAAUGCACUGUAGAAAAUCUGCUACCCAAUUUGUCACUCCGUCAAGCAAUUGAACAUUUCCUUGAAUCUCAGAUGGUCAAUAACAAUUCGGAAAAUGCCAUGCAAAAAUAUGUACCAGAUGGAGAAUCUGGAAUUCAAGUGCAGGAUGUUUCUUGUGCUAUAACUGUUGUGCAGAGGGAACUAGAGUUGCCUCAGUCAUCUUGUGCAACAGGAAGAGGAUCAAAUCAAGUGUUUAUGGAAGGUUUAUAUGGGCAUCAGCAUGGAAGAAAUGUGCCAUAUGCAAAUUUUGAUAUUCAAGCUGAAAAUCAGAACACUUUUUCUCAAGCUAAUGUUCCCGAUGAAGCUGAUUCUAACACGAGGAGAAGAGGAGGAAUCCGGAAUGAUUCUUCUGGUGGGGAUAGAAACUUCUCAGGUUUUGGUGGAGGAUAUAGAAAGGGGACUCGCAAUUGCUACACAUGUGGUUCUCCUGAUCAUCUCAUGCGGGAUUGCCCUCUUGCCAACCAAAAUACCAUGUUUCGGCCAGACAAUGGAGCGUUUCAUGGAGGCAUGCCUGGGUAUGCACCACCCUACUGGAAUGGCUCUUCAAUGCCUCCCUUCAGACCAUAUGCCAAUAUGUAUAAUAACUCUGGAAUGGUGCCAUUUAAUGCAUCCAUGGUUCCAGUUUCACCUUUUGCUGCCGCUCCUUAUAUUCCAUCAAUGCCUGGUGGCCUGCCUGGUGUUGGUGGAAAUAUGAGGAUGGGAAACAUGGGUCCUCCUCGGGCAUCAGAGCUGUUUGGUCUUGAACCAUGUGAAAAUAUAAGGAAGCCUCCCAAUGAGGAUCUAGGAAGAGAUCAAAGAGAACAACUUUCUGCCAACAAUGAGGGUUCUCCAGAAUGCGGUCACCGUAAUGGCCCAGAAAAAUCUGUUGACCAUAAAUUAUGGAAAGACAGAGAAUCAAGUUUGAGUUAUUCUGGGGAGGUAUUUGGGAGGAAAGGCCAGCAUGACAAACAUAUGCAUUCUGAUGAUCACUAUGUUGAUGGAAGACAUGACAAGGGCUCCCAUUCAUCCUUUGCUGGAAAAGACAAGAGACCAAGUCAUGCAGAGCGGUCAAGUUCGGGCAAAGAUGAUUUGGUUAGAAGCUCUGACCGGCAUAGCGAUGGGAGGCACAAGCAGCAGCACUACCAUGGAGAACAAAAGAAAAGCAAUGAGAAAAGGGGACACUCUGGCAGUGAGUUGAGUCUGGGUCAUUACUCGACCCAAAAAGAGGUCAGAAGAAGAGUUGAGUCAGAUGUCAGAAGCUCUCACCAAAAACAUCACAGCUUUCGGGAGUCGGGUCCAGAGGCUCGGUCACCUACUGAGCGAAGGGGUGGAGGACACAAGGAGAGGGACAGCAGCCAUGAUUCUAGACACUCCAGGCAUGGUUUGAAGCAUGGGAGGGAAGAGCAGCAUGAUGACAAGUGGAGAAUAAGUGGUGGGCAUGAAGAUGAGCGCAGGGAUGAGCAUCGUUAUCAUAGGCGAAGAGCACAUUAAAACAAGCCUGUCGAAGUUGUGUGGUGGUGCGUGCGGGAGAGUAGUAACUGGUAGGGGCAUGCAUGCUUCCAUCAAAUCAAAUGGAGAGAAGAUAUUUUGUAUGGGUUUGUGAAAACUCCUCCUUCUACCUUUAGAAUUGACAAGUCGUUUGUUAUGUUGUUAAUAAUAGAUUUAGGUCAUAGGCUGAUCUAACAACAUAGAGAAAUUCCUGGAGAAAGUUUAGAUGGUUCUACAAUUUUCUUCGUUAGAGAACCAGACAAAAAGAUAGGGUGAUAAUAUGCUAAUACUAUACUCUAUUAUUAUAUGGUUGGAUUUUUGGUUUUGUUUC